Messenger RNA from Dentiscutata erythropus, 645 nucleotides. Lineage: Eukaryota; Fungi; Glomeromycota; Glomeromycetes; Diversisporales; Gigasporaceae. The record is from the annotation of a GenBank genome assembly.
AUGAAAUUUGAGCUUGAAAAUAGGUUGGAAGAUAAUAACGAUAGCCCAUUUAUGCCUUUAAAUUUCUCGGCCUUUUAUUAUAGCUGGGUAUUAAAUAAGUUUGGAGCAGAUGCUAAAAUUACGAAAUGGUGUUUUAAUGAUAUUUUAGAAAAAAUAAUUAAGGUUGAUAAUUUCAUUAAACAAAAUCAACAUUAUGUUUUAAGUGAACAACUCGAAAGUAAUUUCAAAGAAAUAUAUGACGCUUUUAAGAAUUAUUCCAAUACUAAAAACUUCUUUGAGCCUUCUCACUUGAAGAUUAUCAAGGAAGCUACUCACUUCGAUAUAAUCGAUGGAUUAAAACAAUAUUUAACUAAAUUAUUUAUACAACAAUCUCAAGUUUCCGUCGAAUCUUUGAAUAAAAUGAAUAUUGACAAUAUUUCAACACCUAGGCAUAAACGAAAGCGGGAUGAUCAAGAGUUGAAUAAUUGGUAUAACGAGUUAAGGAAAUUACAUGAUGACUUGGACAUUUCAGAUGAAUUCGGUGAAUUUUUAGAGAACAUUUGGGAAAUAAUUAAUGAUUCAGACUUUGUAUUAAAUCGUGAUGUGGACGAAAUCGAUUUUCAAAGAGAAUCUAAAAGACACAAGAAAAGCGAAAAAAAGGAAUAG